CAAGGUAUCGUCACGUUUAGAAAAUAUUUCUGCCCAAUUGUAUGUGCAAUUGUACAACGCAUGCAUACAAGACAUUGCACAGGUUCUGAAUUAGUAAACGUUCGAAGGUGUAGUUAUAUAGAUAUAGAUAUACAACUUGUGCAUUGUUGUUAUGACCCACGGACGGAUCUGAGCACAAGCGUGCGCGGUAUUAUUUCUGCACUUGCUUCAGAUCUAAUUGAAGAACACAUGUUGAAAAUAUUCUGCGUGCAUUUAUUGCAGCCGUUCUAUCGGUCUGUUUGUAAAUAUAUUGAGAUUGAUCAGCUUACGUAAUAACAAUAAAACAGAUCUGAGUUAUUAAUGAUUUUUGCAAUAUUAACACUGCGUGCAAGUGCGGUAAAAGGAAGUUAAAAUAAGUCGCGUUGUUGAUCAAGGCCGCAGAGCAACGUAACGCGAGAAGUUUAUCUCGCGGGUUUUCGCUUAAAAAAUCGUCUUCCGCGCUUGAUGCGGAUCGAGUCGCGUGAAUAUAAAUUGUCAACUUGCAUGAGAUUCAAGAACAUGUUGAGUGCAUCGAGUAAAAAUAAUGAUUCGCCCGGAACCAAUACGUCAUCUUCAACGAUAUCGUCGUUAUCGACUUUAUCGGACUACACUUUAUCAUUGGCUUCGAGCAGCUCAGAAGCGAAUUUGCAACAACCCUCCGUUGACGUUCUAUUACUAGCAGCACAAGAUCCAACAACACUAGGAAACAAUAAUUUGCCCAAGGUUAUAUCAUCCAACAGUUCGAGUGAUGACACGAUGGCGGCAGAGCACGAGUUUAGUAAUUUUGCAAAAAUAUUAGAUUAUAGGAUUUUCAAGUGUUCCAGCUAUUUGACAACGUAUUUCCCGGAAAAUAUACUGAUUGACAAGCCCUCGGAUUCAGGUUCGCGAUGGUCUACUGGUAAUGAAGAUCUUCCGCAGUAUAUUAUACUGAAGUUGCAACAACCAUCGAUUGUCAAAACAAUAACUUUUGGAAAAUUUGAAAAAGCUCACGUUUGUAACGCAAGGAAAUUUAAGAUUUAUGGAGGCUUAGAGCCUGACAAGAUGAUAGAGCUAUUAGAUGGAGGUUUAAAAAAUGAUACUACUCCCGAAACAUUUUACUUAAAGUGUACUAUUGGAGGUACAGAAAAUUUCUUUCCUAUUCAGUAUGUGAAAAUUCUUUUAAUACAAUCUUGGGGUCCAAAUAUGAACUGCUCUCUUUGGUUUAUUCGACUUACUGGAUCGGACAAUCCUAAAUUGAUCAAAUCCAGAAUUGAGUGGCUUCAUCAGCAUCAACAAAAAGAAGUUGUAAGAUUAUGCAUCAAACAUUUCCGUAAAUAUCAACAACCUGAAAUAAUGGAAACUAUACAAAGAGUGACUGGCAUUACAUUAGAAGAUCCUCGAUUAUCAAAUUUGUAUAAUUUACUAGUUGUUAAUGGUGAUCACCAGCAAACCGAAGAAUUUAUUAUUGACGCUGUCCAAAAUGGUCUAUUAGAUGAUUAUAUUAGUUCGCAAACUUAUAAAGUAUCAUGGUCUAAAAUAUUAACCUCUGACCCCAAACCAGGGAUGAGAGGGGGUCAUCAAAUGGUUCUUGAUCCUUUAACAGAAACUUUAUAUUUAUUUGGUGGCUGGAACGGAAAUCAAGAUCUUUCAGAUUUGUGGACAUACAAUAUUGCUACUCGUGCAUGGACUUUACUGUGUCCAGAUACAUCAGCUGUGGGGGGACCUAGUGCUCGUUCAUGUCACAAAAUGUGUCUUGAUCCUGAAAAGCGUCAACUAUUUACAUUAGGACGAUAUUUAGAUACACAAUUAAGAAUACCUGUAAAUUUGAAAAGUGACUUUUAUGUUUAUGACAUUGAAUUAAAUAAAUGGACUAUCAUUUCUGAAGAUACAGCAGCUGCAGGUGGUCCAGAACUUAUUUUUGAUCAUCAAAUGUUGAUGGAUCUUGAAACAAGAACAAUCUAUGUUUUUGGAGGAAGAAUACUUCUUCCAGUACCAAGCCCAGAUGAAAAUUCUACCAAUUCAAAUGAAUCAGUUUUCUCUGGUUUAUACUCUUAUCAUGUACCUAGUAGAAGUUGGAAAAAGCUUGCAAGUGAUAUUUCACAACAUAGCAUUCCAAGUACAGAACUCAGCAUAAGAUCAAGAGUUGGUCAUUCCAUGCUGUUUCAUCCUGGCUCAAAGAAACUGUAUAUUUUUGCUGGACAAAGAGGAAAAGAAUAUCUAAAUGAUUUCUUUACAUAUGAUGUUAAUACAAAUGAAAUUGAACAUAUAUCAUUAAGUGAAUUAGGAUGUAGAGAUUCCAAUCAUAUUCCUGCAGCAGGUUUUACACAACGUGCAACUAUUGAUCCAGAUCGAGGUGAAAUAUAUGUUUUAUCGGGAUUAAGUAAGGAUAAGGAUAAAAGAGACGAAAAUGUUCAAAACUCUUUUUGGGUCUACAAUAUUAAACAUAAUAAGUGGUCUUGUAUAUAUCGCAAUGAAAAUGUUGAUGAAUUUUAUUGGAAUAAAAUGCAAAAAUUUGAGCCUUGUCCGCGUUUUGCUCACCAACUUGUUUAUGAUCAUAUCAACAAAAUUCAUUAUUUAUUUGGCGGAAAUCCAGGUCGAGCUAGUUUUCCUAAAUUGAGACUUGAUGAUCUGUGGCAAUUAAAACUCUGCAGGCCUUCCCAGGAUCAAAUUCUCACACAAUGUAAACUUAUUAUCAGAAAACAUAAAUUUGAAGAAUUAACGGUAAAUGACAGUUAUGAUGCUCUGCAAUAUUUACAAAGCAAAGUUUCUGAAAUUAUUGAUCAUACUGAUACAGAACAAGCCAAAGAGUUUCAAAAAAUGGCCACUACAAUUUUUAAGCAGUUAUCAUCUAUGGAAAUGUUAGAAAAUAAUCAAGACUUGAGUAAUUUAUUUGAUUUAGAGUCUAAUGAUAAGUCUAUGCAUGCUCACAGAAUGCAAUUGUAUGAUAAGUUAUGUGAAUUUUUUCCAGAAUCUCUGACUCAACCGAGAACAAAUCUCAUUGAUCUUUUACCAUUGUGAUAAAAUUUAAUUAUUUUUUAACAGAUAAUACUAUUACUGAAUUGUUGUAAUUUAUUUAUAUUUUAAAAAUGGAGAAGAUAAAAUGUUGAUUUGUAACAGUAACUAUUUAAUUGAGAAGUUUCAAGUAUUCAAGAUGUUAACUGGAAUCUGAAAUAUUUUAUUUGUCAAAUUGAUUGUAUUUUUUUCAUUUGAAAUGUUUAAUUAGCAUACAUUUUUUAUGUGUAUAUACAUAUAUUUUUCUUAGUUAAAUAUUAUAUUCCAAUUUAUUCUAUCAUUUCAUGUGAUUUUUGUGCCAUUUUCCAAAAAAUCUUUAACUUUUUAACGAUAAAAAUCUAGUAUUAGUUCAAAUAUGAAGUUGAGAUCCAGUUUUCAUUGUUAAUACUCAUUUUCAUUGUCUCUGUGUAUACUCGUAUUACUUAUGGUACUCAAAGAUAUUUUCGACUGUAAAAAUGUAAAGUGUAAAUUAAAAUAACAUGUAAAUUAUAUAAUACAUAGUAAUUAAAUUGA
Molecule: messenger RNA, 3522 nt
Organism: Trichogramma pretiosum
Lineage: Eukaryota; Metazoa; Arthropoda; Insecta; Hymenoptera; Trichogrammatidae
Gene: muskelin
Product: muskelin
Exons: 12
Coding region: 484-3015 (843 amino acids)
Cellular component (GO): cytoplasm
Molecular function (GO): protein binding
Source: RefSeq, a predicted model, not a curated record